Molecule: messenger RNA, 1431 nt
Organism: Corticium candelabrum
Lineage: Eukaryota; Metazoa; Porifera; Homoscleromorpha; Homosclerophorida; Plakinidae
Exons: 1
Coding region: 1-1431 (476 amino acids)
Source: RefSeq, a predicted model, not a curated record
AUGGCUGAAGGAAACGUCAAACGGCUUGAGAAGCAACCCAAGCGUGACGAGGAAUCUGACAGAGAUGCCACAUCCCGAACAGCGCCCAAUCAGGUAAGCACGGUACUGAUGCAAGGAGUGUUGACAACGCCCAGGCCUUUAUGCGUCGAGGCGACGGAACGCGCAACUGGCGUACUUGGCGCCAAAUGUGGGAUGCUUAUGCCACGGUGUCCCGGAUAUACCCGGAUAUACGAACAAUCUGAGGAAUACCAACUAGCGACGUUUAUCAUGUGCCUGGGGGAGGCUGGUGUGGAGGUGUAUAACGCAUUAAGUUUCAAUAACGAGGCAGACAGACUCAGCCUGGCCACGGUCUUGUCAAAAAUGGAGCAACGUUUCAUUGGCACAAUGAAUGUUACGUAUGAGCCGUUUGUUUUCAGAACCAGGAUGCAAGGACAAGGAGAGACUUUUGAGCAGUACUUACUAGCCCUUCGCACUCUUGCCAAGACCUGUAAUUUCCAGGCAAUGUCAGAGGAUAUGAUCCGGGACCAAAUUGUCUGUGGAAUCACAAAGGAGUCCUUACGCAAGUCUUUGCUGGAACGAAAGGACCUGAGCCUGUCCGUCUGUAUUGAUAUAUGUCGAGCAGCAAAGCGAUCUGCACAGCAAUCGAAGGUUAUGGGUGGUCAUGAAGAUGUACACGUAAUGCGCCAGUCAGUCAGGCGCACAUCAGUGCCACAAGCAAAACCAAAGGCAAGCAAGAAAACAUGUGGAUACUGUGGGCAACAACAUGUGAAAGGAAAAUGCCCAGCUUAUGGCCACGAAUGCACAGCAUGUGGAAAGAAGAAUCACUAUGCUGGGGUGUGUCAAAGCACGAAAAGGACCACAGUCAACUGGACUGAGCAGGAGAGUGAUGAGGAAUCAGAACACCUGAUGACCCUAACACUAACGGAAGAGAUUAAUGCAGUGCAGCACUCAGUUUUCCCAAAACAGCUGUUUGCAUACAUGGAAGUGGAAGGCCAACGAGUGCGGUUUCAACUGGAUUUGGGUGCAUCAUGCAAUGUUAUUCGACGACAAGAUUUGGUACCCACAGUGGUCCUUGAGAAGACAAACCAAAUACUGUGCCUCUGCAACUGGAGUCAACUAAGACCAUUGGGCAAGUGUUUGGUCAAUAUGAACAACCCAAAAACAGGUAGAAAAUACAAAGCCAACUUUGUUGUUGUGGACGAUGCCUCCACAUCACUUUUGGGAGCUAGGUCGAUACAACAGAUGGAUCUGGUGAGGAUACAGCACGAGAACAUUAUGGCGGCAACCCUUCAAGCUUGGUGUCAGGACAACGUUGACAGUACAAAUACUCACAUGUCUGGUCAGAACAACGCAAUGCAGAAUCCACAGCUACAAGGAAACAAUCAGCCGGCCAGUCGUCGUGUCAUACCACGCGGAUCGGUCGAAUGGUGA